Didymodactylos carnosus is the source of this 340-nucleotide messenger RNA. Lineage: Eukaryota; Metazoa; Rotifera; Eurotatoria; Philodinida; Philodinidae. The record is from the annotation of a GenBank genome assembly.
CGUAUUCGUCGAUCGAGAUCAUUCAGUAUACGUGUCUGAUUUGGUAAAUCAUCGUGUGAUGAAAUGGGUGGAAGGUGCAAAACAAGGCAUUGUCGUGGCUGGUGGUCAAGGAAAAGGAAAUGGUCUUACACAAUUGUCAUAUCCUGCUGGAGUCAUUGUCGAUCAAUUGGGCACUGUCUAUGUGGCUGAUGCAGGAAAUGAUCGAAUAAUGCAUUGGCCGAAAGGAGCUACAAAGGGAAGUGUCAUUGUUGGUGGAAAUGGUGAAGGAAGACGAUCGAGCCAACUCAAUGAGCCCAUCGGUUUGUCAUUCGAUCGGCACGGCAAUCUCUAUGUCGUAUAA